UGAGGUCACCACGAUGUCUCUUGUCCUGUUCCCACUGCUUGUCCUGGUGCUCCUGGGGCUGAAGUGGCUCCAGCUUACUCAGGACAAAGAAUCCUCAGCCAUGAGGUUCCAGCGGCAGCACAUGGACUCAGACAGUACCCACAUCAGCAACCCCAGCUACUGCAAUGAAAUGAUGCAGUACCGGAACAUGACACGGGGCCGCUGCAAGCCAGUCAACACCUUCGUGCACGAGCCCCUGGCAGAUGUGCAGGCUGUCUGCUUCCAGAAAAAUGUCCUCUGCAAGAAUGGGCAGAGCAACUGCUACCAGAGCUACUCCAGCAUGCACAUCACAGACUGUCGCCUGACGAGCAGCUCCAAGUUCCCCGACUGCUCAUACCGCAUGAGCCAGGCGCAGAAGAGCAUCAUCGUGGCCUGUGAGGGGAACCCGUAUGUGCCAGUCCACUUUGACACUUCAGUGGAGCCCUCCACCUAAGCCAGAGCAGCGAGACCCGUCUCACCCCUUCUCAUUAUUUCUGUAUCUGCCUUUCCCUUGUUUCCUUGCCCAAAGGAAGUAAGUGUGGUUAGGGCUCCUGUCCAACACACACAAGCUUCCCUCUCCUGUGUCCU
Cavia porcellus (domestic guinea pig) is the source of this 606-nucleotide messenger RNA. Its product is annotated as ribonuclease pancreatic. NCBI's taxonomy places the organism in Eukaryota, Metazoa, Chordata, Mammalia, Rodentia, Caviidae. Gene Ontology annotation, biological process: defense response to Gram-positive bacterium. The transcript has a single exon. Gene Ontology annotation, molecular function: nucleic acid binding; RNA nuclease activity. The coding region runs from base 14 to 472 and encodes 152 amino acids. The record is from RefSeq and is a predicted model, not a curated record.